AUGGCGGACAAAAACCCCACGGGCAGAAUCCGACUGCCGCCCAGACCCGCCACGACCGACGACAUUGCUCCUCCUCCCGCUUCCUCCAUUACUACGACCCCAAUUACCACCUCCAUCAGCACCAUCAACGAUCUCACCUCCGUCCCUAGUCGUCACCCUCUUCGUGGUCACGAGGAAGGUUUCAUGCAGCCCUCCUCCUACUUCCGCCCGCGAGGUCUUUCACAUCCAAUGCCCCCAGCCCAGCCCGAAAGGGCGAUCGAUCGGGAAGAGCGACAAGGACUACGUGCCAUUCGCAAUUUCCUCAAAGUCCGCAACAGUUACGAUGUCCUUCCGCUCAGCUUCCGGCUUAUCAUCUUCGACACCUCUUUGUCGGUGAAGGAGAGCUUAAAUAUCUUGAUCCAAAAUGGCAUCGUGUCGGCUCCAUUAUGGGACUCGAAGACGUCAACCUUUGCAGGUCUUCUCACGACCUCUGAUUACAUCAAUGUCAUCCAAUACUAUUUUCAGAACCCCGCGGCUCUGGACCAGAUAGAUCAAUUCCGACUGGACAGCCUCCGAGAGGUGGAAAAAGCAUUAGGGGUCGCUCCGCCUGAAACCAUUUCCAUCGACCCGGAACGGCCUCUAUAUGAAGCCUGCCGGCGCAUGCUUGAAUCUCGAGCUCGACGUAUUCCCUUGGUCACUAAUGAUAGUCAAACCGACCGAUCCCACGUCCUAAGUGUGGUUACACAGUACCGCAUCUUGAAGUUUGUUGCCGUCAAUGUCAAUGACACGCAGAAACUGCGCAAACCCCUAGGAGAGAUAUUACUGGGUAGCUAUCAAAAUUUAGCGACUGCAUCAAUGGACACUCCUGUUAUUGACGUAAUCCACAUUCUCGUGGAGCGGAGCAUAUCAAGUGUGCCCAUUGUAAACUCCGAAGGUGUUGUUUAUAAUGUCUUCGAGGCUGUUGAUGUUAUCACUUUGAUUAAAGGCGGAGUGUACGAUGACUUAAGUCUAACUGUCGGAGAGGCAUUGAAAAAGCGUUCCCCGGAUUUCCCUGGUAUAUAUACGUGCUCCCUGAAUGAUGGCCUGGAUACCAUCUUCGACACAAUUCGCAAAUCUCGUGUACACCGCCUGGUUGUGGUGGAUGAGAACUUCCGACUAAAAGGUGUACUCACUUUGAGUGAUAUUCUACAAUACAUCCUUCUAGAGGGCGAAAACGAUGAAUCUUCUUGA
Aspergillus alliaceus is the source of this 1209-nucleotide messenger RNA. RefSeq names its product AMP-activated serine/threonine-protein kinase regulatory subunit SNF4 (gene snf4). The transcript has 6 exons. The record is from RefSeq and is a predicted model, not a curated record. NCBI's taxonomy places the organism in Eukaryota, Fungi, Ascomycota, Eurotiomycetes, Eurotiales, Aspergillaceae. Bases 1 to 1209 code for a protein of 402 amino acids.